Messenger RNA from Morus notabilis, 2368 nucleotides. RefSeq names its product protein SIEVE ELEMENT OCCLUSION B. Gene Ontology annotation, biological process: phloem development. Bases 18 to 2252 code for a protein of 744 amino acids. The record is from RefSeq and is a predicted model, not a curated record. The transcript is spliced from 7 exons. Lineage: Eukaryota; Viridiplantae; Streptophyta; Magnoliopsida; Rosales; Moraceae.
UUUUGAAAGCAACCAAGAUGGCGAUUACGCAGCCCAAAGGAGAUGAAGCUUCAAAUCGUUCUAUGUCCUCAUACUAUGAGGGUGUGCUGAUAGAUGAAGUUCUUGAGACUCAUGAUGAUUAUGAUAAGCUUGCCUUUCCUCUCAAGCCGGUUCUUGACAUAAUUGAGCUCAUCUUUGGUGGUGCCACCGCAGAAUUCCCUGGUGUAAUUCAGGGGUUGCUGUCACAAGAAGAUGGAGAUGAUCAUAAGGCCGUUUAUUCUGGCCCCCAUGACAGGCUUGAACUUCCGAGAGUGACCACUGCGAUCUCUGACAUGAUCUUUUGCGAUUGGUUGGACGGAGGAGAUGCGCAUAAGACAACUAUGGACAUACUGCAUAUGAUCAAACAUUACAAUUGGGAUGCAAAGUUGGUGCUUGUUGUGGCAGCUUUUGCUAUGAACUUUGGCGGGUUUCGGCUGGUUGCCCAGCUUCAUUUCACCAACCCUCUUGCCAAGGCUGUUGCACUCCUCAAGAAAUUGCCAGAAAUGUUGGAGUUUUCUGGGAAUAUGAAACCAAAGCUUAAGGUCCUUUUUGUUCUGAUCAAGGCAAUACUUGACAUGGUGAAGACAAUUGUGGAAUUAUGUGAGCUUUUCUGCAAGGAAGACUUCACUGCUGAAUCCCCUGAAGUUAUAGCUACUAGUAGUGCUGAUGUUGCCAUAGCUGUUUACUGGACCAUCCGGGGUACAGUGGAUUGCGCAUCACAAUUUGUGGGACUCAUAGGCAUCGGUCCCAAUUACUUAUUAUUGGAGACAUGGGAUGUGGCAUCUUUGGCCCAUAAGCUUGAGAAAAUACGAAGCCAACUUGUGCAUCAAAUCAAUGUUUGUUAUAGAUUCAUUGAGAAGAAGAAAGAUGAUGAAAUACUUGAUGGGAUAGCACGGGUUUUAGAAUCGUCACAUAUCGAUAACUCAAAGUCUCUCAACAUUUUGUUUCACGAGAAUGGUCAUCAGCAAGCACUCUUUGAUUGCCUUCACCAGAAUUUGGUUUCCAUAAAAGAUUUAAGGGGAAAGGUCGUGGGGCUAUACAUUACAGACCUCGACAUUGUCACUGAGGAUUAUUUGAUCUUACAGCAAAUGUACCCUGAAAUGCUGGAUGAUCAAAGGCGAAUCGAGUAUCAGUAUGAGAUAGUUUGGGUCCCUGUUGUGGAUCAUUGGACGAAUAGGAAAGACCGGCAAUUUGAGAGCUUAAGAGACCAAAUGGAAUGGCUCUCAGUGAACCGUCCUUCAGAGAUAGCUUCGCAGGUGAUUAGAUACUUCCGGGAGAGGUGUAACUUUGUCAAGAAACCAAUUCUCGUGGUGAUGGAUACCGAAGGCAAAAUCGUGCACAAGGAUGCGAUCCAAAUGUUUUGUAUUUGGGGGAACCAAGCUUAUCCUUUUAGUUUGGACAAAGAGACAUCUCUGUGGCAGAAAAUGAGCUGGACAGUUUCCCUUCUUGCAGAAGGAAUCGACCAAUAUUUACCUGACUGGAUCCAAGAAGGAAAACAUAUUUGCUUAUAUGGAGGAGAAGACAUAGAAUGGAUUCGGAAAUUCACCAGGACUGCAAAAGGUGUUGCACUAGGAUCUGGGAUUGACUUGGAGAUGCUUUAUGUUGGUAAGGACAGAGCUCGGGAGAGAGUCGUGAGGAAGAUCGCCAAUGCUAUUCAAAGAGAAAAGCUAAGCAAAGUGCUCGGGUGGAAACUUAUCUCCUACUUCUGGUUACGGAUGGAGAAAAUGUGCAUCUCUGAACCCCCGGAGGGCAUAACAGAGGAGUUAACAAAGUCUGAGCUGUUUGUGCCAACGGACCCAGUCUUUGCAGCCAUGACAGACGAAACAAUGCCCGAUUUUUCCUUGCCGAAUGAUCGAGUCUUUUCAGCACAGACCUACAAUCCUAUAUUUAGCGGGAUAAUUAAAAUACUUAGCUUUGGAUCCAGCAGCAAAGGGUGGGCUGCAAUCAGCGGGGGAUCUGAGAACCCGUUAUUGUUCGAGGCUGAUGGAGAAGCAUUGUUGAAAGCUCUAACUGAGCAUGAGAAGUGGAAGCAAAGUGCAGAGAAUUAUGGCUUUGUAACCGCCCUGGCGAGGUACUAUCACGAGCUUUGUAACGAUCUACCACACUGCAUCAAUGUGAUAUUGCCCAACACCCAAUUGAAGGGAAUUUCUUGUGCUGUAUGUAACAACCCCAUGGAUAAGAUGGUCAUGUAUAGCUGCUGCACUGAUAGAGCUUCAUAUGGAUACUAUGAUUAGCAGCACUAUACAUACAGUGACCCCAGGAUUGUUACCGGUUGAUUGAUAUCUGUGGGACUUUUUAACUAAAAUUCAGUAAAUAAAUUUAAUGGCAGUUACGAUAUGUGAUUCUGCCA